Molecule: messenger RNA, 1563 nt
Organism: Lytechinus variegatus (green sea urchin)
Lineage: Eukaryota; Metazoa; Echinodermata; Echinoidea; Temnopleuroida; Toxopneustidae
Product: transcription factor 24-like
Exons: 2
Coding region: 735-1466 (243 amino acids)
Biological process (GO): developmental process; regulation of transcription by RNA polymerase II
Molecular function (GO): DNA-binding transcription factor activity, RNA polymerase II-specific; RNA polymerase II transcription regulatory region sequence-specific DNA binding; protein dimerization activity
Source: RefSeq, a predicted model, not a curated record
ACUGACAUCAUCACCCUCGGGUCGACGCGGCAGUUUGUUAGUCUUGACAACCUCGGCUCACAACCCCGGCGUAAUCUCUGAAAAGACAUACACUUCACGGCAUCCCAUCAAUCUGAGAUGACUGUACUUUCUUUACACAAGGAGGAGUUGGAUACCAUUUUGAUAUCGGGAAGUCUUGUUCCAUUAUCUGUAAUAAAGAUGCUCCCAAAACAACGCUGGAUUGGAAUGUACAUCCUCAUUGUGUAAUUACAAAGACUUAUUACUUUAUGACCACAGGCGAAUGACGAUCUAGUCGACGUCGAGGUGUAUCAUCGGCAUCACCGACAUCAGAAUGAGGACCAUCCUCCUAAUCGACCGAGAAAUGAUUUAUCGUCCAAACUUGACUUCUAACAUGAAAAUCACUUUUUAAGACGUUAAGCUAUAAAAAUCUCUGAGUAAAGUGAUCGUCAAAAAGAGUAGUAUAGGCCUUAUUCGAAAUUUGGAUUGAACAUACUUCAUAUUUGUUUCAUUUCACUAAAUAAUGUGAGACUUACGGGGUAGAUGGAAGAAGUGGCCCCUGAGUGCAUGAAUAUGAGUUAUUGUUAUUAUUAUCAUUAUUAUUAAACAUCAACUACUAUCCUGUGAUUGCGGAUUUUGGAAAAAGAGACCCCCCAAAAAAACUUCUAAGGUCAUCGCGGGGGCUUUAUAUUUUCAUAAUUUAUAUUUAUUCGAUAUUAGGUGUUUGGUGACUCACAAUGUCGGAACAAACAGGGGCAGAAAACUUGAGUUUUCUUGAUAACUUGGUCUUAGAGCCCCCUUCCCUGAAUUUAGAUAAACUCGAAGAGAUAUCCCCCGUGCUAGCCGAGCUCACGGUCAAACCCAAAACAGCUAACGCCAAGCCGACUCGUCGAGGCCGAAAGAGAAACGCUGACAAGAUAACCGGAGCUACGCAGACAGGUGAUGGUACUGCAUCUGCAGUCAAAUCGGGUAGUACGACCGACGGGGCAAGCGCUGUCAAGCCAAAGCGAGGCCGUGGGCGACCAGCCGGUAGCACGAAUCGAACCAGCAAUAAACUGUCAACGCCCGCCGCCGCCGCUCCGCCUGCGCCGACGACCAAGGCUGAUGAUGUUGCCGAGAACGACCCGGUGAACGCCGCACGGGAGCGCUCUCGCGUCAAGACCCUUCGAGAUGCGUUCCUCGAGCUCCAGCGAUCGCUGCCUUCGGUUCCCCCCGACACCAAACUGUCCAAGCUGGAUGUCCUGGUUUUGGCGACCACGUAUAUCUCUCAUCUCAUGAGAACCCUUGAUGACGAUCAGCAUUCUACCCCGAUCUCACCCGGUGAUGAUGUGGCGGGAGGAGGAGGAGGGCUUGAUAAGCAUCACAGAUUGAAAGCACAAGGAUACUUACAUCCCGUUAAGAAAUGGCCGAUGCGAUCUCGCCUCUAUGCCGGAGCUUCGGGGGACUGCCUCCUAGACGGAUCGUCAUAGCCACCAGCAUCUAAAGAUUCAUCUUUCUUCACAAACACCAAAGAAAAACAGACUUCAUUCGAUUCUGAUUUCCCAAAGAGCGACUUCCAUAAUUUCU